Messenger RNA from Coniophora puteana RWD-64-598 SS2, 680 nucleotides. RefSeq lists its product as uncharacterized. The annotation marks the transcript as partial. NCBI's taxonomy places the organism in Eukaryota, Fungi, Basidiomycota, Agaricomycetes, Boletales, Coniophoraceae. The record is from RefSeq and is a predicted model, not a curated record. The transcript has 3 exons.
GUUCACCAUCAUGCGGAUAUCCAUCCAUAAAAGUACUCGAAGAUAUCUAGGGGCACUGGCGGGUCUCUUCCUUCUCACUUGCCUCGUCCUCCAGGCGCAAGUCAUGUGGACGUGCGAAGGUCCUGGUAAGACGAGCUGGAAGCACGAACCAAUUCCACAGUGCUUCUUAGGGAAGGAAGUUGCAGUCGCGCAGGUCAUAACUGACGUACUCGCCGAUCUCUUUCUGAUUAUCGCACCGGUUCGCCUGGUUUGGAAAGUACGGCUGUCUCGUCCUCAGAAAAUCCGCAUCAUCGCCAUAUUCUGUUCGGCAUCUGCUACGACAAUCGUUAGUCUAUGCCACGCAUACUUCCUUCUCACUGUGGGAGGUCUCAAGGAGAUUAUGGCGGGUAUAGUCGAGAUGUCCGUCAGCCUCAUCGUAGCCAACUUGAACGUCAUUGUCGCCGUCGUAUACCGCAUCAGCUCUGACAAUACCGAUAUCGAGAAAUCUGACAAGCAUAUCGUUACCUUCGGCGCACUUCCUAGUCGAAGAAGGCGUCCACAGUGGACCGACUUGGACAGCGAGUCUGUGCCCGCGGAACGACCAUUUAACCACCUCCAGUUUCACGUCACCACGACAAUUCAAUCAGAGUCGGCUGUCGAAACCGAAGAAAUACCAGUCAGUCCAAAGGGUUCGCAAAAUG